AUGAAUGUUACAGACAGAGGAUAUUAUACGUCUACAUACUUGGACACUGUCAAUCGCCCUAAGGGUGGCCGACGAAUACCAUCUGACCUGAGAUCAAAACGUGCCGAUAUUAGCCAAGGAGAGCCUCCUAUUCCCCAUUCUCAACCGGCGCCCCGAAUUCCUCAAACCGCCGUAAUGCCACUGCCUUCCACAGCCAUGUCCAAUUUCGAAGGCCCUAAUGUGAUGCCCCUUUCUCCUGAAGAGACCCAAUUUACUGGUUUUAAUGAUUCUGUUGAUACGCAACCAGUGGCAUUUGAUCCAGAUCAAUUGCAUGAAGAGUUGACGCCGGCUCAGUUGAAUGUGUUACAAAGGCAAGGACCUCCAGCUCACCGCAGACGUCGUCGUCGACCCAGAAGCUACUACGAAGACGACGGUUAUGAUGAUGAUGAUAGUUACUAUAAUGAUUCAGCCUACCAUGACUACUACUACCAAGACCACCGUGUGAGGGUGCCACAGGCCGGUGCCAGGCGACCUCGACAACAAAAGUCUCUGUUCUCUAAAAAGAAAGGAGACGACUAUUAUAUUGCCCAGAAGAAACGAUACGAUGAAGCAGAGUUCUACAAGCCCAAAAAUUACACCCACAAGACGUUUCGAGAUGUAUUUACUGACGCUGAUGAAGAACUGCAAAAGUAUAAUCCUAUGGAGUUUGUGUUUGAUGAUCCAGAGAAGCUCAGAGAACAGGAACAGAACCAGAAAAUCAAGAAGGCUUUUAAGACUAUACAGAUGAGGUUGGGCAAAGACGAUUAUGCCAACUAUGACUAUUACGACAACAAAAAGACCCUGACAGUUACCAAUGACAUCUUUGUUACCAACAAUGAUAGUGACGGUUCUGAUGAUGAAGAAAAUAAGUUAGAAGACAUUAUUGGUGAAGGCGAGGAAGGAAGAGAUGCCAAAGAGAGAGCCAAGAAGAAACGAAAUCUUAAGAAGUUAUGGAAAUCCACCACCAAAAAUCUCAAGAAGGAGUUGGGUAGAGACUAUUUCAACAACAUGGAAAAACAGUGGGUUUUGGAAGAAGAGGCUAAGAAACGAAAAGAUAUUGAGCAAAUUGCUAAAGCACAAGCUGCCCAAGAACUUCUUGAUCAGCUGGUCAACGAACCGAUUAUCACAGAACCAGAUGAUCAUACCAAAUCAGGGGCUAAUUUCUAUGCUGGUCCCAAACCUGAUUUCCACCCCAUGUGGAAUUAUAUCUUGUCAUGGGUAGCAUACCAGCAACCUGCAGUACCAGAUGCAACUGGUAAAGCCCAAGCUACGGCUGCAGCGUCUUUGAAACAGAUUGAAGAACCUCCCCACACUGAAGUGAAGACUUUGAUUAAACCGGCUAAACCAAAAUCUCAACCCAAAUCAAAACCUGCUAAGAAGGGUAACAAUCCCGAUAGAAUCAAGGUUACUAAGGAACAAUUUAAGAAUUUUAACAAGAAUAUGAGCAAGCUCAAAAAUAUGUGGAAUCUACCUGCUUCCAAUAUAUUUGUUGGUGAAGCUGGUGGUGGUAAUGAUGGGGGAAGCAUGAAAUAUAUUCAAAUGGAUUCAGCUACUUUCAACGAAUCUUUACCACAAUCUUCAGCAUUCAAUAUGCCAUUUGAUGGGAAUUCUCAAGAGUUUGUAAUUGAGCUCGAAGGUGAUGAACAGACCAUGGCUGAAGAAUUGUACUUCAAUCCUCAAACCGGUCAACUUGAACGUCAACCUCCUACCUCAUUCUCAUCGUUGGAAUUCUCAGAAAGAUCCUUGAACAAAGGCUCAAAUUUUGCCAAUAAUAGAGCAUUGAUUGAUACUACCAGAGGAGCUACUACAAUCAUAUCAAACAUUAACUCUUUGAUCAAAAGCAUAAAGUUGAUGAAGAUAAUAUUUGCACCCAUUGAUGUAAUUGCCGAGUCGUUCCCUAAUUUACAGACCGUUGUUAUUAUGGUGGAGUUGAUAAUAUUCAUGUGGAUCUUAUACGAGUUGAGUCUCUUGAUUGAUGCUUUGUGUAUGAUGGUAAAAGCGGUUUGUGCACCCAUGAUAGCUAUGGGAAGAUUUAUGAACCGGAUCAUGUAG
Messenger RNA from Yamadazyma tenuis ATCC 10573, 2070 nucleotides. RefSeq lists its product as uncharacterized. The record is from RefSeq and is a predicted model, not a curated record. Lineage: Eukaryota; Fungi; Ascomycota; Pichiomycetes; Serinales; Debaryomycetaceae.